AUGAUCACUUUUCGAAGAUCUCUAGUCGUCGCCCUCUUCCUCCUCUCCUGCAUCGUCCUCCUCCACUCCUCACACUCCCCCAAACUUCUCAACCCCUCACACACAUCUUCAAAACCAAUCCCCAAUCAAAAACAAAUCCAACAAGAAAAGAGCCCAUCCUCUGCAGAACUAAACCAACCCCCCACACCCCCUCUCCACUCCACCGACCCCGCCAGUAAACCCCUCCGCGACCGCCUCCGCUACCAAUUCCCCUACGACCUCCCCUCCAAAUUCCCCGCCUACAUCUGGCAAACAUGGAAAAACACCCCUGCUUCCCCUGACUUCCUCGAACACUUCCGAGCCAGCGAAGCCUCCUGGACCACAACCCACCCAUCCUUCAUCCACCAAGUCAUAACAGAUGACGACAUGGACCCUCUCCUCCGCUACCUCUACGCCCCCUUCCCAGAAAUCAUAGAAACAUACCGUUCCCUGCCCCUCCCCGUGCUCAAAGCAGAUUUCUUCCGCUACCUCAUCCUCCUCGCCCGCGGCGGCAUAUAUAGCGAUAUAGACACCUACGUCCUCAAGCCCGCCGACCAAUGGCUGCCCCAGCACAUCAACAGGUCCACCGUCGGCCUCGUAGUGGGCAUAGAAGCCGAUACGGACCGCGAGGACUGGGCGCAAUGGUUCUCGCGCCGCCUGCAGUUCUGCCAGUGGACUAUUCAAGCCAAGCCGGGCCACCCUGUACUCCGCGACGUGGUCGCCACGAUAACAGAGGAUGCGCUGCGGAUGAAGGCGGCAGGGAUCCUGAUCAAGGGUAUGAUGGAUAAGUCGGUUAUGGAGUUUACGGGGCCGGCGGUGUGGACGGAUGCGAUCUUUCGGUAUUUUAAUAACCCGCUUUAUUUUGAGACGGCGCGGCCGCCUACGGGAAGGAAUUUGACUGCGCAGGACUUUUCGGGCGUGAAGGAGCACAGGCAGUUGGGGGAUGUGGUUGUCUUGCCGAUCACGAGCUUUAGUCCUGGUAUUGGGCAUAUGGGGGCUGGGGACGCGGAUGAUCCUAUGGCGUUUGUUAAACAUCAAUUUUCAGGAUCCUGGAAGGCCGAAGAGGCGGGCCGCCCAGCACCCGUUAUUCUCGAGGAAUAG
Paracoccidioides brasiliensis Pb18 is the source of this 1119-nucleotide messenger RNA. RefSeq lists its product as uncharacterized. The record is from RefSeq and is a predicted model, not a curated record. The transcript has 2 exons. Bases 1 to 1119 code for a protein of 372 amino acids. Gene Ontology annotation, molecular function: alpha-1,6-mannosyltransferase activity. Gene Ontology annotation, biological process: protein N-linked glycosylation. Gene Ontology annotation, cellular component: mannan polymerase complex.